AUGCCGCAAGUAUCUUCCGCAUCCUCUCCGGCGAACGUUCCGCCGGAAGAGCUAGAUUGGAUACAAAUGCGCAAAGAUUUUUCUGGUGUGCACGCGGAAACAACCAAAGAAAAGAUGGUUCGAAAGAUAAAUGAAAAUCCUCUGGUACCAAUCGGAUGCGCUGCCACAUUAACAGCCCUAGGCUUAGGACUUUGGAAUUUCCGAAAAGGCCGUUCUCAGAUGUCACAAUACAUGAUGCGAGCCCGUAUUUUGGCGCAAGGAUUUACAGUCGUUGCACUGAUAGUAGGAGUGGGAAUUACCUACAAAAACAAGGAAUCGGCCAAGAAAUAAUCGAAUACAUGUGCAACCCAAUCAAUAGUUUGCUGGCCGUAAGAAUACGUAAGAAGCAUUGUUUAUUAAGAUUGGAAUAGAACGAAAUCGCAUGCAUUUGCGUU
Molecule: messenger RNA, 434 nt
Organism: Anopheles nili
Lineage: Eukaryota; Metazoa; Arthropoda; Insecta; Diptera; Culicidae
Product: HIG1 domain family member 2A, mitochondrial
Exons: 1
Coding region: 1-330 (109 amino acids)
Biological process (GO): mitochondrial respirasome assembly
Cellular component (GO): mitochondrion
Source: RefSeq, a predicted model, not a curated record